Molecule: messenger RNA, 882 nt
Organism: Eucalyptus grandis
Lineage: Eukaryota; Viridiplantae; Streptophyta; Magnoliopsida; Myrtales; Myrtaceae
Product: NADPH-dependent aldehyde reductase 1, chloroplastic
Exons: 3
Coding region: 1-882 (293 amino acids)
Molecular function (GO): oxidoreductase activity
Source: RefSeq, a predicted model, not a curated record
AUGGCUUCGGGAGGAGACCAGUUUCCGCCGCAGAGGCAGGAGCGGCAGCCCGGGAAGGAGCACGCCAUGGAUCCUACACCUCAGUUCAGCAGCACCGACUACAAGCCUUCCAACAAGCUCCAGGGGCGGGUGGCGCUCGUGACCGGAGGCGACUCCGGGAUCGGGCGGGCCGUGUGCCACUGCUUCGCGCGGGAGGGCGCCACGGUCGCGUUCACGUACGUGAAGGGGCGGGAGGACAAGGACGCGCAGGACGCGCUCCAGAUGCUGAAGCAGGCGAAGGCCCCCGACGCCAAGGACCCGAUGGCCGUGGCGGCCGACCUUGGGUUCGACGAGAACUGCAGGAGGGUGGUCAAUGAGGUCGUGAACGCCUACGGCCGGAUCGACAUCCUGGUGAACAACGCGGCCGAGCAGCAUGAAUGCAGCACGGUCGAGGAGAUCGAUGAGGGUAGGCUCGAGAGGGUGUUCAGGACUAACAUCUUCUCUUACUUUUUCACGGUUAGGCACGCGCUGAAGCACAUGAAGGAAGGCGGCUCGAUCAUCAACACCACGUCGGUGAACGCCUACAAGGGCAACGCCAAGCUCCUCGACUACACAUCCACCAAAGGCGCGAUCGUGGCCUUCACAAGGGGCCUCGCGCUCCAGCUCGUGGACAGAGGCAUAAGGGUCAAUGGGGUUGCGCCGGGCCCGAUCUGGACCCCGCUGAUCCCGGCAUCCUUCACCGAGGAGGAGACCAGGAACUUUGGGAAACAAGUUCCCAUGAAGAGGGCUGGCCAGCCCAUCGAAGUCGCGCCGUCCUUUGUGUUCCUCGCGUGCAACCACUGCUCGUCCUACAUCACCGGGCAAGUCCUCCACCCUAAUGGUGGAACGAUCGUGAAUGGAUGA